AUGAUAUCAAUUAGAUACGAUGAUGAGUCAAAAGCUUCAGUCCCCAAUGCUAUUAAUAAAACAGGAAAAGUCUACUUCCUCAAAUAUCCAUGUUCCACUUCAGAUUGCACACCAUUUGUUGCAACGUUCAAACCUGGAAUAUAUAAGGUUGAACUUUGGGGUGCAUCCGGUGGUUUCCUAAAUAAUCUUGGUGCACAUGGAUCAUAUGCCAGCGGUCUUCUCCCAAUAUUCAAACCACAGACCGUCUAUAUAUACCUUGGCCAACAAGGAAAAUGGUCAGGUCUAGCCACAUUUAACGGUGGCGGUGCAGGUCCAACAGCUAACAAAAGCGAAGAUUUUUAUGUGUCCGGUGGUUCUGGCGGUGGCUCAAGUGAUAUCCGCCUCACCAAAGGACCUUGGAAGAACUUUGAGAGUUUGAAAUCCUGA
Messenger RNA from Trichomonas vaginalis G3, 426 nucleotides. Its product is annotated as glycine-rich protein family. Lineage: Eukaryota; Parabasalia; Trichomonadida; Trichomonadidae. The transcript has a single exon. The coding region runs from base 1 to 426 and encodes 141 amino acids. The record is from RefSeq and is a predicted model, not a curated record.